Messenger RNA from Homarus americanus (American lobster), 540 nucleotides. RefSeq names its product translation initiation factor IF-2-like. The transcript is spliced from 3 exons. Lineage: Eukaryota; Metazoa; Arthropoda; Malacostraca; Decapoda; Nephropidae. The record is from RefSeq and is a predicted model, not a curated record. The annotation marks the transcript as partial.
GAACUACUUGGAGUGAAUGUCUGUGAGAACUUCUCGGACUGCACAAAUGAGGAGAAACUACAGAGUGCUACAGUGAAGGAAAAGCCAGGGCCCUCUACCAUCAAGGAGAGAAUUGUGUCACUUUGGUUCAAGAGACACAGUGGCGAAUCAUAUGUGGUGCGGCUUGGUCUUACAACGUCCUGUCAGACCCACUACAACAAUGGCCUCAAGACGUCUCUGGAGGACAAGACCCUCAACAAAAGGUCUCAAGACGCUGCUAGGAGAAAAUGUACCAACCUUAUAGACCACCACAAGAACAUCGGACAAAAGCCCUGGGACAAAAAGCCCCUGGGACAAAAGCCCCUAGGACAAAGCCCCUGGGACAGCCCUGGACCAAAGGGGCCCCCUGGGACAAAGCCCCUGGGACCAAAGCCCCUGGGACAAAGCCCCUGGGACCAAAGCCCUAGGACCAAGAGGCCCCUGGGACCAAGCCCUGGGACAAAGAGCCCCUGGGACAAAAAGCCCCUGGGACAAAAGCCUGGGACGAAGCCCCCUGGAUAA